AUAUUUUCCAAAUAAUACAUAUUUACUAGAAGAUUCUGGAUUUCUACUUAAAUCUUGGUUAAUUACACCUUUUAAAGAUAAUUUACGAAGAAGUGAUUUAGAAAAAAUUUUUAAUAAAAUACAUUCUUCAAUGCGUGUUGUUGUUGAAAGAGCUUUUGAAUAUUUGGAUUUUUGGGAACUUAAUAAUGAUGAAGUAGAUGAAUAUGAUAUUAAUGAUGAUUUUGAAUAUUCUGAAAUAGAAAAUGAAGGAAAUUCUAGAAGAUUAGAAUUAGUACAAGAUUUAUUUACAGAUUAUUGA
Molecule: messenger RNA, 298 nt
Organism: Funneliformis geosporum
Lineage: Eukaryota; Fungi; Glomeromycota; Glomeromycetes; Glomerales; Glomeraceae
Source: the annotation of a GenBank genome assembly